Molecule: messenger RNA, 5623 nt
Organism: Saccostrea echinata
Lineage: Eukaryota; Metazoa; Mollusca; Bivalvia; Ostreida; Ostreidae
Exons: 5
Coding region: 5-4363 (1452 amino acids)
Cellular component (GO): cytoplasm
Molecular function (GO): nucleic acid binding; ATP binding; zinc ion binding
Source: RefSeq, a predicted model, not a curated record
AAUCAUGGCAUGUGCUGAAUAUCCAACAUUCUGUGAUAUUUGCAAGAAGGGGCCUUUUGCCGGUGUCAUUCCAGCUCAGCAGCAUUUUAGGAGCCAAGCUCACAUAUCUAAGGAAACUCAACAAAAACUGUUCUCUCAGCAGUCACAGACUUAUGUUUCUUCAUGUAAUGCUUGUGGAAAGAAAUUCAACAAUGAGUUGAGUGCUGAACAACAUUUUGCAAGUGAAAAUCAUAAAAAGAAAGAAGCACUCCUGCAGAGAACUACGACACAGAUUUAUAGCAGGUCCAAUUCUGCAACAUCUGAUAUUGAAUUUGAUUCACCUUCACUAGAACCAUCACUGUACCCUAGUGAAAAUUUGGUUAACAUUCAGCCAAAACCCAGGGAUCAACCAGACCCCAUAAAAUAUCAAAGACAGACUGAAUAUGUAUUUGAUGAGAAGGGUUGCAGAGGUUUCUGUAAUGUAUGCAAGAUUGACCUUACAUCACGUCAACAUGCAAAUCAGCAUCUUAGUGGGCAGAAACAUCUGAAGGCAAAACAAAUUUGGGAUAACAAUAAUCAGAGUGAGAGAACUCCUUUAACAAAUGCCAAUCAAAACAGCCCUGCUCAACAAAACAAAUCUGAUCAGCUAUCUAGCAGAGGUCCAGCUAAAGAGUAUUCAUUUGAUGGAAAUCAAGGCUACUGUCAUGUGUGCAAAAUUGAGCUAACUUCAGUACAACAUGCACAACAACAUUUGAGUGGGAAACCUCACGCCAAAGCAAAAGCUGCUCAAAACUUGGGCAUAAACCAGGUAAAUGCAGAUUUUGGUCAGCAUUCUCCAAAUUCUAAUGGUACUGGUGGCCAGAAUCGUGAAUAUGACUUUUCAGGAGGGAGAGGGUAUUGCCACAUUUGUAAAAUUGAUCUAACUUCCAAAGCCCAUGCAGAGCAGCAUUUGUCUGGAAAAUGUCAUGAAAAGGCUAAAAUGAAAGGAAACAUUGGUAUUUCAACCUCAUUACCCCUGUCUUGUGAGGUUUGUCUGAAAACAUUCUCUGGACCAGAAUGUGCUACUCAACAUUACAGUAGUGCAAAACAUCGCCAGAGAGAGGCUCUUAGUCAGUUACAGAAGCCCAAUUUUCCUAUUGUGAAUCAGACUAUACCAGGAAUUGUAGCUCCUUCCAGUGACAGAACACAUUGGGAGUUUUGUGACGUGUGCAAAGUUCCAUUAAAUUCCCCUGAGCAACUUAACAUCCAUAAAAAUAGUCCCAAGCAUAAGGCAGAGGAGGAGAAAGUAGCCAGAAUGGGAACUAAUGUAGAAGUCAUGAAAACACCAGAUUUCAAAAUGCAUGCCAUUAACCCCAGGGUUCAAGUUCAAGACACUGGUUUCUCACCAGUGAAUCCGAGAGUACAUUUUGCUAGUCAGAAUCAAGGUAAUGGUGAGAUACCUUCAGUUUGUUCAUCUGGACCACAGUCAUUUUUGUCUAAUCAGCCAGGCUGGUUUGCACAAGGACUAGGGGUAGAGGACUUAACACUGGGUACAUUACCCUCUCUCAAUCCUAAUUCCAUAUUAAAUGAUAAUGGGCAGUCAUCUAAUUGGAAGGAAGAAAAUAUUGAUGAUACACUCCCUAAAGAAGUAAAAUUCGAAAAUACAGAGAUUCCAGCAGACCUUGAGGGAAUUCAUGAAGAGAAAAACUUCAAAGAAAAAUAUGUGGAAAAGGAGUUGGAAAAAGAAUCAAUCAAUGAAAAGAUUAACACAUCCUCUUCUUCUCAGUCAAGUUUGGAAAUGCCAGCUCUUGAAAAAAGCAAUAUAAAUACAGGAAUGAAAACUAACAGAGACACAGCUAUGAAAAACAAUAAAGACCUGGAAAAUCUUCAGAGGCAGAAACGGAUUGUCAAUGCUGAUGGAUCAAGACCUCCCGGUGGAUAUCCAUAUCCUGAAAGCAGACCAUCACCAGAUUGCAAAGCUGUUCAAAAUGAAUCCAAGUUAUUAGCCAAUGUAUCAUCCCUUGGAAACUCAAAUCAGAUUUCAUCUCAUUACAAUGGCAUAAGUACUGGUGUUUCAAACGUCAAUAAAAAUGAAACAGGGUAUCAGUUAAGCAGAUCUAGAGAUUCAUCCAGCACAGAAGGCUCUCCAGGGAACAGUGUUGAAAGAGUCAAUUCUGGAAUGAGUGCAGAAUGUGGAAUACAAAGUAACACCACUCAAAAAACUCAAAAUUCAAAAUCCAGUGGCUCAGCAUUGGUGAACCGUUUACCAACCUCCAAGUCAAGAGGGGGAACAAGAAAUGAUGGGACCAAUGUGCCCUUGUAUGGUUCAUCGGAUUCCUCCGAUGAGUCAGACAUUCAGGAGGAGGAGGAUAAAUUUUUUCGCUGCACUAGCUUGGAUGUCAAUAAAAAGUUGCAAGAAGUGGAAGGGAAUGAUUCAUCAAAUGUACCAGCUAAUAACACACCAAUAAGUCAGGGCAACAACAAAAUUGUAAACCCAUACAGAGCUACUCACAAGUAUUACUGUGAUAUCUGCCAACGUCCAAUGAAUUCAAAGAAAGCAUUGAAGGACCACAUGGAGGGCAGAGGGCACAUGCAAAAAGUUGCAGUCUUGCCUGCAGUGCCAAGAGACCAUAGACCCAUUGUGAAGGAAGUUUUCAACCAAGGGAAAACUGACUGUAACCUUACGGCAUGGACUCCCAGGUCAUACCAGAGGGAACUAUAUGGGAGAGCAAUGGAGGGUGACAGAGUUGUCUUUCUUCCUACAGGGACUGGGAAGACUUUAAUUGCCUGUAUGGCCAUCAGUGCAAUGUUGGAGCUGAAUCCUACAAGACAAGCCUUGUUUCUGGUGGACAAAGUUCUGCUUGUCAUCCAGCAGUCCCGUUACCUUAUCAAGCAGAUCGGUGACCGUCUAUAUAACAGGUUUGACCCAGAUAAUCCCUCCCAACUUGAAGAACGGAAGUUAAAAAUAGCUGCUUUGUGUGGUGGGCAGCAGUCCACAGAUGGUGUCCCCAUUUGGCAACAUGACCUAAUUGUAGUAACUGCAGCUUACUGUGAACAGCUGAUUAUGAAGAAUGUUCUGAGGUGGGAGGACCUAUGUAUCGUUGUGUUGGAUGAGGCCCACCACUGUGUUAAGAGUCAUCCCUUUAAGAAGCAGCUGGAGAAUAACCAUUUAACCAUGCCUGUGGCUGAAAGGCCCAAAAUCCUGGGACUAACAGCUUCCCCUGCUGGCAAGAAGACAUUUCCAAUGACUGUCAGCUUACUGAAUGAACUGAUGGAAAGUAUGGGUGGGGCCAAAAUAGCCGUCACCAAGGAGUAUAAAGCUGAGCUGGAAAGAUACCAAUCAAGUGCAGAACUGAUAGUGGACUACAAACCAAUGAGCAUUAAAGAGCAGAAAUUCCAGAAGGAAUUACAACUCUACCUUCUACAGUGUUACUUAAGGUUAUCAGCAGAAACAAACAUACUAGAGCAGUGUGAUUUAGAGGUGAUACCCACAAAAGGCAAUAUUUCGUCAGAGAAGAAAAGCAUGGUUGCCAAAAAUUUACAUGGAGAUAUUCUGAAUUGCUUGGAAGUCACUCUCAAUAAUGCAGUACCCAAUGACACCUCUGCUGCAAGUAGGAUUCUGGUCCGGAACUUGAUCACCCAUACCAGGAAUAUUUGUAUCGCUCUCAAUACUUUGUUUGAAGCUGGUGUUAAAACAGCAGUAGAGGAGUUAGAUGAACUCAUGGCUCUUGAUCCAAAUCUCAAUUUUAACUUUACUAGAGAUAUAGGUCUGAACCCUGACAAUCUUAUAUCUGAGAUUGAAACCAUUCAGGAGUUGGAGCAGCCUAGUUCCCAUGGACCACUGAUUGAUGCUAGUCAACAUUCCUCCAGAAUUGUUGCACUGAUUCAGACCUUGUUAUGUGUGAACCCAAAGUACAUUGACUGGUCCCAAGACCACCCUAUGACUCUAGUCCUUGUCAAAGAGAGAAGCACAGCAAAGAAAAUCAGUGGAAUCUUGCAGGCACAGAAGGAAAUAAUUGAAAAGGGCCUUAAAGUUACCCACCUGGUAGGUCAUGGUGGGGGUUCAGGGGACGGGGAGGGGAUGGCUGUGCAACAACAAAGAAAAAUCCUCCAUGACAUUAAAAAACAUAAGUACCAGAUUGUUAUAGCCACAUCUGUAGCAGAGGAGGGUAUAGAUAUCCCAGAGUGUGAACUAGUGAUAACCAUGAACUUGCCUUCCACUGUCACAGCUCUAGUCCAGAUGAGGGGUCGGGCUCGGAAAGCAAACAGCAAGUUUAUGGUUCUAUGCAAUGAUCAACUGGAGAAGGAUCAGUUGUCAGAGUUAAUGAAAAAGGAAGAUAAUAUGAUCAAGGCAGCCAACUUUUUGUUUGACAGUCAAAAUAGACCAGGGGCAAAAGAAAACUAAAUUUACUCUCUGAAUAACAGUUAAGUAGAGAUGAAUAAGACAACUGAAUCUUUUUAGUAUUUUCUGCCAAAGGAGAAAAUAGAGAAGGGAAGUUUUCUUUACUCUUGUCUAGUUUUGACCAACAAAUAGAAAUGCCCUGAUCAUAUAAACUUAUUCUUGUUUUAACAUAUUGGUUAGGAAUAAGUUUGAAAUGUGUAUAAAAGCAUAGCUACUUAAGUUUCCAAUUGUUGUGGAAACUUUGUCAAAGUACAUUGUUGCUCUACCAUUUUGAAAUAGACUUUGAUGAAGUCAUUUGGUGGUAAAUGAAACAUUUAUUCUUUUUCUUUUUUUUUGCCUUUUACUUUUCAGUACCUGUAUUGAUCAGUAUUUCAAAAAGUUUUUCAAUCUUGAAAUGGUUUAUGCAAUUAUGGUUAUGUGAGCUUCGGUAGUGUUUCUCAAAAUUUCUCUCACUUAUGCUCACUUAUAUUAUGUUGUAUGAUGGGACACAUUAUGGUAUGGUGAUCAUAUCUGCCAUCUGUCUAUCUGUUAAAACUUUUUCAUGUCCGGCUCUUAACUUAAAUACAUUUACAAUGAAGGCGUAUAAAUCAUCUAACUUUGUUGAUGCAUGUCUGAUAGAAGGUGCACUGGGUUUAAAGUUAAGUCACUAUGAUGUUUAAUUACAAAGAUAUGACAAAACCCUGUCCUGCUUUUAACUUGAAAAUUAUUUUGCCUAGAAUCAUCAAACUUGGACAGAUAAUGCAUCUUGGGUAGAAGAUGUCUAGCAGUAGCCUUCACUGUCACCUUUAAUUAAGGUGAUAUACGUAUAAUAUGUUUCAAGGGAGGUAAUCCCUACAAAUGUAUGAGUAAUGCAGUAACCUUUCAAAAAAAAAAUUACAUCAAAAGAUAAAACACAUUUUUUUAGUUAUAUACAGCUAUAUAUACAACAUUUGAUAAAACAGUUCUUUUGCUACUUACAAAAAUGGCAGAAAUACCCAAUAAUAUUUUACUACAUGUAUGCUAAUACUUGACUAGUUCAUAUCACACAACAUUUAUACAGAUAGAGCAAUUCCAUUUGUUCCAUGAGAGUAAUUAUGAUCUAAGGCAUAGAGUUUCUUCAAUUUGGAUUGGACAUUUGAUAAAGAGACACAGAUUGCAUCUAUCAAGUUAAAGAGUAAUUAUAAAUGAGUUUAAUGUAAGAAGGCUACUUUAAAACAUUUCUAUAGGAGCAUCUCUGAUCAAGCAGGUGUUAUCCAUAUAUCUUGGGUAAUGGGCAAAUGAUAG